Messenger RNA from Cokeromyces recurvatus, 1196 nucleotides. Its product is annotated as pantothenate synthase. Gene Ontology annotation, biological process: pantothenate biosynthetic process. Gene Ontology annotation, molecular function: pantoate-beta-alanine ligase activity. Lineage: Eukaryota; Fungi; Mucoromycota; Mucoromycetes; Mucorales; Mucoraceae. Bases 84 to 1028 code for a protein of 314 amino acids. The transcript has 5 exons. The record is from RefSeq and is a predicted model, not a curated record.
AAAAUUAUUUUUCCUUCUAAACAUUUAUUUAUUUAUUUUUUAUUUUAUUUUUUUUUUUUUGUAGUCUUCAUUAGCAAAUAAUAAUGAAUGCGCUUAAAAUUCCUCCAGGCAUCAAAGUUUUUAAUAAGAUUGCUGAUUUUCGACAAUGGCGUCACAGUCUUCUUUUAGACCGUAAAACACUUGGUUAUGUACCUACUAUGGGAGCGCUUCAUCAGGGCCACCUUGCUUUAGUGUCGGCUGCUAAAAAAAGAUGUGAUCAUGUUGCACUUUCAAUUUUUGUUAAUCCAGCCCAGUUUGCACCUACAGAAGAUCUUGCAACCUAUCCUCGUACUUUACAAAAUGAUUUAAACAAAUUAGCAGACUUGGGUUUUGAUUCAACUGUGUUUGUUCCUCAGGUAGAAGAAAUGUAUCCUGCAGGUAUUGAUUUGGAUGUUUCUAAACAAAAGGGUACCUUUGUAGAGGUUUUAGGUCUUUCAAAGCAAUUGGAGGGUAUCACCCGUCCUAACUUCUUUAGAGGUGUAGCUACUGUUGUAUCUAAAUUUUUAAACAUUGUUCAACCUGAAGAUGUCUUUUUUGGUCAAAAAGAUAUUCAGCAAUGCUUUGUAAUUCGUAAUAUGAUUCGUGAUCUUCAUUUUCCUUCCAAGAUGCAUAUUUGUCCUACUGUAAGAGAUGAAAAUGGCCUGGCCUUAUCUUCAAGAAAUGCCUAUCUAUCAGCUACUCAAAAGAGAUACGCACUUGUCUUGUCUCAAUCACUUCAACAUAUGGAGUCCCUAUACAGAUCUGGGAAUACAAAUGCUACAGAGCUUGUUCAAGCAGGUGUUCAAUUAAUUGAACAAGCUGCAAAGGAGGUAGAUGCAUUGAAUGAAGACUGGAAGAUUCGUAUCGAUUAUGUCUCUAUUAAUUCUGGAAAGGAUUUAAGAGAGAUAAAAGGAGAAAUUCCUAAAGAAGAUGGUUGUGUAAUCAGUAUGGCUGUAUUUGUUGGCCAUACUCGAUUGAUUGAUAACUUGUGUUUAGAUAUUCAUUCGUAGAGGAAAAAAAAAUUAGAUGACAUUCAUUAAAUAAUUUUUAUUAAGCAAUUAUAUAUACAUAUACAUAUACACAUACAUAUACACAUACACAUACACAUACACAUAUAUUUAUUUAUAUAUUAAGGAGUUAUUUGUGACAUGGAAGGCAUUUUUGUUGAACUAAAAGUA